Molecule: messenger RNA, 2092 nt
Organism: Anguilla anguilla (European eel)
Lineage: Eukaryota; Metazoa; Chordata; Actinopteri; Anguilliformes; Anguillidae
Product: porphobilinogen deaminase-like
Exons: 14
Coding region: 215-1294 (359 amino acids)
Biological process (GO): heme biosynthetic process
Cellular component (GO): cytoplasm
Molecular function (GO): hydroxymethylbilane synthase activity
Source: RefSeq, a predicted model, not a curated record
AUCUUAGGCGCAUGCGCUGCCCUCACUAACGGAAGUGACAUUCUCUAGAGGUCGGAGAAGGAAGGCGCCCGGCAAAAUGUGUCUGCCUUCCUCCUCAUUUUGAUAGCUUAAAGCAGUACAGGCUAAAUACGAAGUUUAUGGAAUUCAACGAAGAAGUCUCAAUGAUACAGUCAGUCUCUCCGAUUAUACCGCUGGAUUUAAAAAGCACACCAAGAUGUCGGGGGACACCAGUACUCAGGACGGAAAUGGGACUGCUGGCAGGGUCAUUCGGAUUGGAACCAGAAAGAGUCAGCUGGCUCGCAUCCAGACUGACAGUGUGGCUGAGAAGCUAAAGGAGCUCAAUCCCAAUGUCCACUUGGAAAUAGUUGGCAUGUCAACAAUAGGAGAUAAAAUCCUGGACACAGCUUUAUCGAAGAUUGGAGAAAAGAGCCUUUUCACUAAAGAGCUGGAGAAUGCACUUGAGAGAAACGAGGUGGACUUGGUAGUGCACUCACUGAAGGACCUGCCCACCACACUGCCCCCAGGUUUCACUAUUGGAGCCGUGCUCAAGCGUGAAAAUCCACACGAUGCUGUGGUCCUGCAUCCAAAGCAUGCUGGGAAAACGCUGGAAACUCUGCCAGACAAGAGUGUGGUAGGCACCAGUUCUCUUCGGCGUGCAGCACAGCUGAAGAGGCGGUUCCCUCACCUGGAGUUUAAAGACAUUCGAGGAAACCUCAACACUCGACUGAAGAAGCUGGAUGAGAAGGACGACUACGCCGCCAUCAUACUCGCGACGGCGGGGCUGCGACGCAUGGGUUGGGACAGCCGCGUGAGCCAGAUACUGGGCCCUGAAGACUGCAUGUAUGCUGUUGGGCAGGGGGCGCUGGCAGUUGAGGUGAGGGCGAGAGACCGGGACAUCCUGGAGAUGGUGUCCGUCAUGCACGACCACGACACUGUGCUGCGCUGCAUCGCCGAGAGGGCCUUCAUGCGACAGCUGGAAGGGGGCUGCAGUGUACCUGUCGCAGUGCACACAGAAAUCAAGGACUUGCAGCUGUACCUGACUGGCGCUGUGUACAGCCUCGACGGCUCAGACAGCCUGAAGGAGACCAUGCAGACCAGCAUUGAGCCGGGCAAUGAGGUGGAGGACGAGGAGGUGGACGCGAGCGUCCAGCGGGUGGGGGUCACCGCCAGCAACGUGUCGAGGGCGGCCCAGGACGCGGCCGAGAAGCUGGGGGUGGAGCUGGCCAAGCUGCUGCUCAGCAAAGGGGCCAGGGACAUCCUGACCGUCGCCAGGCAACUCAACGACGCGCGCUGACGUGUCCCGGCCCCUGGUGCAGGACAGACCGACCCGGCUGCGUACGCCCCUGCGUGGCCGGGACCAGUCGCAGUCCGCCACCUCUCCCUCUUCAGCUUUUAGGAACAUAAAAUCAGUGGCCUUCACUGAUGCCAGUAAAUCCAGGGAGAGUGUCUGGUUGGACGACAGUCUGCCAUGUGAGGCCCCUCUAUUUGGACUUGGUGCGAAUAUCAAAAACUCACGCACAUGUUGACUUCUAGAUCGCUUCAAAUUAAUGGCAGACUUAAUGCAAGACAUUUAAUUUUCCAAAGCGUGUAUGGUUUUCCUCCUUCAAGCUUACAAGUUUCCACAUAUUCUCCUCCGUGUGGACCUCCCCAUUAUCUGCCUCCCAUUCGCAGUAAUGACGUGGAACGCUGAUCACGUGAGAGAGCCAGCCUAGCACAUGAGAACCUGACGUGUGCACGCCUUUAAAUGGUACACGCACCUGAGAAACACUGGAUAUUUUAUUUAACUGUUGCAAUUAGCUGCAACUUCAUACUUUCUUGAAAUUUCCGGUCCGGCAAAAUGCAGUGCGAGUGAGGCUUUUGCUCCCACUGUGCGAAUGUGCUGAGAUUGGUCUGAAAUACUCUAUAUGAAUAUUAUGCUUAUUAUUAUUUCGCUCACCACCUUGCUGUACUUUCAGUGUCAGGUUGGUGCACGUGCACGAUUUUACAGGAAAGGUUAUUUCUGUAAAUGAGGAAAGGUGAUGGUUGUAAAUUAGCUGUGUGACAAAGAGCAAAGUUAACGUGACUUGAAGCCGAUGCACUUCAAAUUCCACGC